Molecule: messenger RNA, 2608 nt
Organism: Astyanax mexicanus (Mexican tetra)
Lineage: Eukaryota; Metazoa; Chordata; Actinopteri; Characiformes; Acestrorhamphidae
Gene: btbd10a
Product: BTB (POZ) domain containing 10a
Exons: 8
Coding region: 416-1675 (419 amino acids)
Biological process (GO): positive regulation of phosphorylation
Cellular component (GO): cytoplasm
Molecular function (GO): protein binding
Source: RefSeq, a predicted model, not a curated record
GAGCCAGCUUCGCGGGCGGGUGUAUGCGUGUGUUUCGGGGGAAACGCCGCUUAUUAGCCCCAGUAGGAGAUGUACAAGGGGUUCAUGCGUGUUAAGUGAACGUUGUUCUGCAUGCCUCCUCGUGUCCUUUUGUUUGAAGGAUGUUGAAGCUCUAGCGGAUGAAUAAUUGAUGCGACUUUCUCUUUAAGUAAUACAAAGCGUUACAGCUCUAGCUGUACGAACGAGCACAUAAUGCUCCACAGAACUCCAGGGCUGAUUUCUGGGACUAGCCGAUUGCUUCAGUUCCAUGUUUGCACUGGCUGACACUCGAGGGUGAAAAGCACAGCACGUAGGAACAGAAGGAGGCGGCAGUGAUUACCAGGAAUCGAGGACUAGUCAGCCCAGGGGAUCUCAGCUAGAGGCUGAGGUGGUCAGAAUGAAUCACGGACAUGGGACAAGUGGUGGUUUGGAGCACUGUAGGGAGAGGCGUCGCUCUGGAGAUCGCUCCAGAGACUCAUCCCACGAGAGAGCUGAGGGCCAGCUCACACCCUGCAUCAGAAAUGUUACCUCACCUACACAACAGCAGCUCAGUGAUCGAGAGAGGGAAGUGGGCUCAUGGCUGAGGUCAGUGAGCCCUAGGACUCAAAAAGGCUGUUCUUCUGGCUCCAUGUGUGGUGAUACCCACAGUAAACCUCAUGGAUCAGACCUGAUUUAUGUUUAUGAAACUGCUAAGGAGGGCUCACGCAGCAUCAGGACUGCAGAGAGGGUCACCCUCAUUGUAGAUAAUACACGCUUUGUUGUUGACCCUGCCAUUUUCACUGCUCAGCCCAACACCAUGCUUGGCAGAAUGUUUGGAGCUGGACGGGAGUAUAACUUCACACGACCCAACGAGAAGGGAGAGUAUGAGGUCGCAGAAGGCAUCAGCUCUACUGUAUUCAGAGCCAUUCUGGAUUACUACAAAUCGGGGAUAAUCCGCUGCCCUGAUGGGAUCUCCAUUCCUGAGCUGAGGGAGGCAUGUGACUACCUCUGCAUCUCCUUCGACUACAGCACCAUCAAGUGCAGGGACCUGAGUGCACUAAUGCAUGAGCUCUCCAAUGAUGGUGCACGACAGCAGUUCGAAUCCUACCUGGAGGAAAUGGUGCUGCCGCUGAUGGUGGCCAGCGCCCAGAGUGGAGAGAGGGAGUGCCAUGUAGUUGUGCUGACUGAUGAUGAUGUUGUGGACUGGGACGAAGAAUACCCACCACAAAUGGGCGAGGAGUACUCCCAGAUUAUCUACAGCACAAAACUGUAUCGGUUCUUUAAGUACAUUGAGAAUCGAGAUGUUGCCAAGUCAGUCUUGAAGGAGAGAGGACUGAAGAAAAUCAGAUUAGGCAUUGAAGGCUAUCCAACCUACAAAGAGAAAGUUAAGAAACGUCCCGGUGGCCGGCCCGAGGUAAUCUACAACUAUGUGCAGAGGCCAUUCAUUCGCAUGUCCUGGGAAAAGGAGGAGGGCAAGAGUCGCCAUGUGGACUUUCAGUGCGUCAAGAGCAAAUCCAUCACCAACCUGGCGGCCGCCGCUGCAGACAUCCCUCAGGAUCAGUUGGUCGUCAUGCAUCCCGGGCCUCAGGUGGACGAACUAGACAUCCUCCCCAGCCACCAGCCUCAGCCCAGCCACCACUAUGAGCCUGAUCCAGAUGCACCGUCCCCAGCCGUCUGACGCACUCCCACCAUCCAGUUCCACCCCUGCACACGCAAAUCACUGCAGUGAGGGGCUAGGCAGCAAAAACCACGUUGCCUUUUGUGACCGUCUCUUUCUGCCUUAUGAGCCUCAGAGACCAGCCUUCUGCCCCAGCAGUGAGCACAUAUAAUGUUUUGCAGUGUUUUUAAAGAGAGAAAGACAUUUUGGUUGUAAUAGAACGAAAACCCCUAUCCACCUUGUGGUAAUCAGUCAGUCACUUGAUGUUUUUUAAAGAGAAACUCCACUUUAAUUAAUGAUGGUUAUCCUGAUCAUGACUGAUGUUUAACACAGAGAACUACUAAAGCUAGAUUGAUGUUUUUGUAAAAAAGAAAAAAAAAUGCAAGCCUAUAUGGUACAUAAACAGAAAAAAGAAAGCACCAGAAUGUCAAGUUGUCUUAAAAGUAUAUAGUAUUGUGCAAUCUUUUGUAGUCUGAUAUAGCAAUAGUCUGUACAUUUCUUAUUCCCUACAAAGUGGGCUGUUGAGUUAAUGCAGUGAUUCUCAGUCUUCCAGUCAAAACACAAAGGUCUGGGGCUAAGCCCAAGAUUACCAUCAGUAACUGCUGUCUUAGCGUUGUGACAAUUAGUGCUCAACCAGAUGAAAUGUGUGUGCGAUCCAGCACUGUCUUAGGAUAGAAGCGCUUGAUUUUAUUUUUACGUUUGUUUUGCUGUGUCACUGUUGUUGGAAGCCUGAGCCACUCUCAUAGAGCACCUGUGGAGUCUCACUGUGAUGCAUGGCCUAUGAGUAAAGUACACAAGUGAUGUCACAACCUUUACAUGUUAUGUUUCUAUUUCUUUGUUUUUAUUUGUAGCUGCAGUGGGGUACCACUGCUCCAAAGAUGACUUUGUCCAGAGUAGUGUUUGUUGUUUUAUAGCUUUAAAAAUGUUUAUUUUAAUAAAGGUAUUUAAAUUGUA